This is a messenger RNA of Exophiala viscosa, 3510 nucleotides long. RefSeq lists its product as uncharacterized. The record is from RefSeq and is a predicted model, not a curated record. The transcript has a single exon. The coding region runs from base 360 to 3131 and encodes 923 amino acids. Lineage: Eukaryota; Fungi; Ascomycota; Eurotiomycetes; Chaetothyriales; Herpotrichiellaceae.
UCAUCAGCAUCAUCAGCAUCAUCAACGAUCAGCUCUGUGCUUGCGCUUGCGCAAAGGCACAGCGCAUCCCGCUCCCCUACCGAUUCUCCCAUAUUCAUCCCGAAGAACGCGUCUGCUCCAAGCAAGAUGGCCUUCAAGACCUUCUUCAAGAAGUUCAUGAAGACUUCUGCUCAGGUGAGCAUAUCACCGUACCCAUACCAUAAUGACAUGUACUAACAUACGCAUAGGCCACCAGCGUGAUUGCGGCCAACAAGGUCGUAGAAUCAAACGAUGAGUUCGGAGCUCCGGCAUGGCUGCGCCUUAGCCACCGCACGCCAGCUGUCAGUAAAGAGACGAACCAUGUGGCUGCUCAAGGAGACAUGGUGGUUCCUCAUACUGCUUCCCGAACGGCGCCUACCAGUCUGAAACAAAAGCUCAACUCUCCCUGGUCCAGGCAAAAGCACCAGCACCAGACUCCUGUCACGGACAUCUUGAGAAGCCUUGCAAGAUCAAACCCUGUCAUCCAUACAUCAGGAGCCAAGGUGACUGGAACACAUGAACAAUGCGAUAGUGAGAUGCCAUCAGAGCCCACCACAUCGGGUAAGUCCAGUCCAACAAAACUUCUUCACGCAUCCACUGACUUACGUGAAGCAACCCACAAUGACUCUGACUGGCAGCUGGUGCCACCUCCGGUGGCAUCGCUCCAAUUGACCUCUGCUUUGACUGCGAAUAACGGCCAAGAGCUGUGUGCACCCUUCCCAAGCCCCAUCAUUGGCAUGGUAGUGGAAGAUGCUGAGAACACUUGUACAAGUCUGGUCCUGGCAAGCAACAUGCAUCGAAGCAUUACACAGCUCGCCCAAUGCCCACAACGAUCGACAGAAACAAUUGACGUGAUCAACCCAGUGAGCCCGAACUUGACAAGCAACGCCUUGUCACUCUUCUUCGGAUCUGGCGUGACAGUGGAUCACCACCGCGAGCAGGCUCUUAACAACCUCGUGUACCCGAGCCAGGAGACUACCGAAGACACACAACAGGAUCGAUUGGGAGCCUCUGUGUCCGGCUGGGUAGUCGUCCCAUACCUUUCUCCACAGUUUGAUGAGGUGGUUGAAGUGGAUGUGCCGCAAGCAGGUUUCAUCGAACCUGAAGAAGUGGACGAUAAUGAUUCCCCAGAUUCUUCGUACAUACAUUCCCGACCUCGAAGCAACUCCUUGAGAAUCCAUUCGGACUCGACAGCGGCAACUUCGGCUGACAUAUUCACUUCCGCUGCGGAGCAUGAGGAGUUGCAACCAUCGCUUGUCUACGUACAUGCACAUGUACAGCCGGCAGAGCACGAGGCCGACAACUGCAACGAAGAAGGCGGAUCUGAACAAUUCCGUGAAGAACUGGAACAUCAACAAUCGUUGAACCAAGGUCUGCGGUCUCAGCUCCUCGAGCGAGAAGACGAUGUUGCGAGGCUUCAAGAAGAGCUCAGCAACGUCCGAGUAGAGCGUGACCGCUAUGAGGCAGAGCAGGAUAUUGCUGAUGCUGAAGUCCGGAAAUUGAGGCAAGAGCUUGCGAACAAAGACAAGCAGCUUGCAGCUGAGAAAGCCAGGAAUGCCUCAGCGACUCAACAAGUGCAGGCAUUCCGCAACAGACAUGGUCUUACGGACCAACAGCUCAUCUCCCAGCGGGAUGAAGCUCAUCUCGCCGCACAGAGGUAUUUCACCGAAGCGCGACGUCUCCAAGGAAUUGUCGAUGCGAUCAGUGUUGCGAGGGAGACGCUGGAGCAAGAUGUUCGCAACUGCGAGCAGAGAGAAGCUGUGCUACAGCAGCAUAUCGCCGACUUCAGUGAGGAAGUGAGUGCUAGGUUCGAGCAAGCGAACGACACGAUCUCAGGCCUCGAGCAACAGAACAACCACCUGCUGCAGCAAAAGGAACGUGCCGAGGCUCAGGUAAAGGCCGUCAAUAGAGCCAUUACCCUUGAAUAUGUCAAGGACCCUUCGCCACCAUUCAACGCUCGAACUAUCAAACCAAAUGAGGUUCGGGAUCUGACGCAGGCUCUGGAACUGACCCAGAAGCACUGCGCCGACUUGAAAGAACAGAUGGAUGACAUGCUUCAAGAGUCUGUGAAGAAGGACGCGGAGAUUGCUCAGCUGCGUACCGAUAUUGACCUGGCAAAGAACAGAGCCGCAAGACUCUCUGCAACUAUUGAAAUCUGGCGCAACCACAUCGCGAACUGGAUCGAAACAGUGCCAGUAUUUGCACAAAUGAAGGAGGAUGUCGAAGCGGUCCCAGGUCUGAAGGAACAACUUGACGAGGUUGCUCUCCAUGAACACCUGGUUGGCAAAGCACUCAAAGACAGUGCGGAAGAAGUGUCCAAUCUUGAAUUAAAGCUUACAAAAGUCGAGUGGCGCCACAGCCGAGAGCUUGAGAACGCGCACAAGCGCAUUGCAGAGUUGCAAGAAAGCAAUAUCCGCCUUGAUGGAGAGAAUUUCAAACUCAACACGCGAUUUGAAGGAAUAGAUGUACUUCAGCGUCAACUUGAGGAGAAGACGACUGAGGCCAAAGAAUGGCGAAAGCAGGCCGAGCAUCAGACAUACGGUGACACGGCCACGAUCAUUCGCAAUGAGCACCUGGAAGAAGUUGAAAACUGGUCGAAUCAGGUCAAGGCUCUCAAUGACAGAAUUUGGGAAUGGUCACAGGCGUAUGACAACGUCGCGAGUGAUCUGAAUUUGCUCCAAUGGCAGACGGCCAGGACCAUGGGUGAUGUUCGCGAGCUUGAUGCCGAGCGGGAUUGGUACAAGGCUUAUGUGAUUGCCUUGAAAGAUCGCUUCGAGGUCGAGUUGCUCGCCAACCCACUCAACAUCCCAUGGAAGUCUGACUUCUCGCUGCUUAACAUGAAGAGUCAUAUCGAGUUGGUCGCUCGUGAGGAUAUGAUCAUCAACGAGUUGACAGGUUUCGACUUGGGAAGAAGCGAAGAACUCGUGCAGGCUGCCGUAAAGGAUGCCAAGAAGGCUGCUGAAGAGGGUCCUCGUGGGAUUGCUGCCACUGACAUAUGGGCCGAAUUCGUUGCAGAAUUUGCUGAACGCCAGAAGGCGAAGGCUGCGCAACAGGUGAACGGUGGUGGAAAUGAGCGGAUCGUGGACAGUAAGGGCAACUCGAUCAUGUUUUGAGGAAGAAGUCUAAUAGUCAUGAUCGAUGGAAGGUUAUCGAGGAGGACUUGAGUUCUUGGUGAAAAGCAUGGUGAAAGAUUUGGAGUACUGUUGUCUGAGAGUCCUUGCAUCGGGCCUCGUAUGAGUGGGUGCAUUUUGUCCUUUGGAUUGUCUUGGAGGUCGGAAAAAGGCUUGGAUUUAAAGUUGGACAUCAGGUUUCAGGCUAACAGCAAGGAUUGGAGCCAGGAGAUGUAGUUCGGCUACCCACAAGAAGUGUUUGAGGUACAGUACUAUCACAAUGUCAAGCAAUCAAAAGUCCUCACUUGAACCUCACCUCGUUGAAGUCGUCACGGUCAAGUAAAGCAGCAAUGGUAACAACCUCAAUCGGGUAUGUUGUCUU